Messenger RNA from Prosopis cineraria, 1541 nucleotides. RefSeq names its product WD repeat-containing protein RUP2. Gene Ontology annotation, biological process: response to UV-B. The coding region runs from base 184 to 1491 and encodes 435 amino acids. Lineage: Eukaryota; Viridiplantae; Streptophyta; Magnoliopsida; Fabales; Fabaceae. The transcript has a single exon. Gene Ontology annotation, molecular function: protein binding. The record is from RefSeq and is a predicted model, not a curated record.
CCGAGCAAGAGAUUGCCUGUCCAGAGACAACGUGAACGAAGGGUAUUACUGGAAUAUUAAAUUCGAUCCGAGUCAUCUUUUGAUGUAUAAGAUGGAAAUCAUCAAGAACCUUUUCAGAUUUAGAGCAGGAAACUUUUGCUGUUUUGGUUUAUAAUCGCCGGAAAAUCCUUCAAUUAUAGUUUCAUGGGAGCUCUUCAUUGGUGGGAAAGCGUUAAACCUGCAAAUUCUGCAUCGGGAAUCGAUCAUUUUGAAUGGGAAAUGAAAAACUUCUCGUCAGAUUUCCAACUUGCCAGCCUUGAAAAUCCAGAAUCAGAACGAGAAGGAGGCGGCGGAGGAAGAAAAAGAAGAAAAGAAGGCAAACGGGGAAAUUCAGAAGCAGAAGAAAAAGAAGAAGAAGAGAUAGCAAGGUGCGAAUGGAAUUUCAGCCUCGCCACCGUAGUCUCUUCUAGCUCCGCUGGCACCGUUUCCGACACGAUAGGGUCCAUAGAAAUCGACCCCACCGAUAGUUUCGUCGCCACCGGAGGAAUCGCCAGAAAAAUAAGAAUUUACAGUUUGAAUAACCUUCUGCCAAACACGGCCUCGCAUGACGAAGUGUGUUUUCUGGACCACAGUGGCGCGUGCGAUUAUUACAUAUGCGCCCCAGCAAAGCUAAGCAGUCUACGAUGGAGACCCGGGUCAGGAGGUCGGGUCAUUGGAUCCGGAGACUACGACGGGGUGGUAACGGAGUACGACCUGGAGAAGAAAAUCCCAGUUUUCGAGAGAGACGAGCAUGGCGGCCGGCGAGUCUGGAGCAUGGACUACUCGCAUUCAGACCCGGUUCUGGGAGCAUCCGGAUCGGAUGAUGGAACCAUGCAAAUGUGGGAUCCACGUUACGGAAACGGCAUCGCGGUGGUGACGCCGCCGGGAAGGCGGUCAGUGUGCGGCGUUGAGUUCAACCCAUUUGACAGCUCAAUGGUGGCGGUGGGAUGCGCCGACCACAAAGCAUACGGUUACGACAUACGGAAAAUGUCCGAUCCGGUGGUGGUAUUAGAAGGUCACAAAAAGACGGUGAGCUACGUUCGGUUUCUGGAUUCGCACACGUUGGUCUCCGCUGGGACGGACGGGUGUCUGAAGAUGUGGGACAUGAAAGAUUCGCGCGUGAUUCGAACGUACAGAGGACACAUUAACAGCCGGAGCUUCGUGGGGCUAUCGGUGCGGCAGAGCGGCGGCUCCGGUGGCGGAGUGGGGUUGCUGGGAUGCGGGUCGGAGAAGAACGAGGUGGUGGUGUAUGAUACGAGGUGGGGUCAGCCAAUAUGGGCGAGAGCGUUCGGAACGAGAGAGGAAGUGGACGAGGCCGGUGCGUUUGUGAGCAGUGUGCAUUGGAGGCACACCGCCGGCGCCGGAGGCGACGAUGAGUGCACUCUUCUGGGCGGUGGGUCCGACGGCGUCCUCCAGAUUUUUGUGGGAAGAAGGACCAGCUGUAGUGCCGCCGCCGCCGCAAGUGUUUGUUAAUUUGUUCGUUAGUUAGUUAUUUUACUAAUCAACUCAAGUUUCUUAUCUUC